UUCUUCCCUCUCUCGUCUCCUGAGACGGCCGGUUAUGAGCAAUAGGCUAUGGUGUUUUCAGCUGUUCUCUGGGCAGCGGAGGAGUGAAAGAAAGGCUUUCACUAUUUUCACUAUUUAAAAAAAAGAAGUUUAGACUGAGUAACCGACUGUCCCAUGUGCAUCAGUUUACAGCUGAAGCCAAGCAGACAGAGAAGAGGCGGAGAAGAGAGAAAGGGAAAGAGGGGGAAGGAACCCCUUUGGUCUGCUAACUUUUUCCAGACGCUGCAAGCCAACUGGCCAUAUGAAACGAUUCCUGGGAAAUGUUACGAAUUAACGGCAAGAACUUCAGCAUAACCUAACUGCUCAGAUUCAGCAAACGUGGCUCUCCAUUUUUCUUUCUUCGAAAACAGAUCUGCAGGCACCGAAAAAACUCACAUACACGGCGAGAGGAGCUGGGAUAAAUUAAAAAUGAACAACGUUGCAUACAUAUCAGUGGAAAUCAAGACGUAUAACAGAAAAAAGUAAAAGUCCAACAGUCGUUCCGACUUCCCUGAGUUUAUUUUGCGGUUGUUAUUCUGUUUGGAGACGGAUCCAGUCAUCGGGGCGUCAGUGAUUCGCUCAUGCGCUGGCAUGCAUUGCCAGUAAGAGUCUUGGUCGUGCUGUUCCCGAAUUUUGCCUGCGGCUAGAAGACGAUGGACCCAGUGCAGCCCAGCACGACCCACAUGGACAGCUGCGACAUAGAGAUUGACCGGAAUUAUGAGGUGGUCCCCGCUGUCAUCUGUGCCGUGUGCUGUCUUUUCGGAAUUAUCUACUGCUUUUUUGGUUAUCGCUGCUUCAAGGCUGUCAUGUUCCUGUCCGGCCUCAUGUUUGGCUCGGUGGUCAUCUUCCUGCUGUGCUACCGCGAGCGGGUGCUGGACACUCAGCUGAGUGUGGAGGCCAGCGCGGGCAUCGGCCUGGGCAUCGGCCUGCUGUGCGGCCUGGUCACCAUGCUGGUGCGAAGUGUGGGCCUCUUUAUGACUGGACUGCUGCUCGGAAUCUUGAUGGCCAUCGCCACCCUGCUGACCGCCAGCCCCUUCUACGUGCCCAGCUCGGUGUGGGUGCCGCUGGGGGCCCUGCUGGGUACCGGCAUGCUGUGUGCCGUCCUCAGCCUGCAGUGGCAGAAGGUGUUCACCAUGCUCUCCACCUCCGUCUUCGGAGCCGCUGUCAUGGUGGUUUCUGCGGACUACUUCGUGGAGAUGCUCGUGCUGGUCACGUAUGUGUAUGACUGCCUGCGAUUGGAGCCUGUGGCGCCGCUCUGCUGGUACAGCUGGGUAAUCCUGGGUAUCUGGCCUGCCCUAAGCCUGCUGGGAGUGCUGGUGCAGUGGAAGCUGACCGCAGAGGGCUUCUCCCACGCGGAGGUCAUAAUCAGCAGGCAGCGGAAGCGCGUGCAGAUGAUGCAGAUCCGUCAGAAGGACACCAGGAGAUGCGAACAGGCAGGGGAGCAUGAGGUCUCCUACCAGCGGAAGCCCACACCUGUCAAGCGCUACGCUGGUGACCUCCUGGCACCAAGCUACCUGCGGAGCCUGCAGGACCGCCAAAUGGGCACGGGCACCUCACUCAGCAGUCUUGGCACUGCCAACCAUACCACCAUCGACUUCGAUUACGAGACCAGCUCCACAGUGCCCCUCACGGCCACUAACCCUGCCAUGCGGGUGUGACGGGGAGGGGCCCCCCCACCGCUUGCACGGUGCAGAAUAUUUAAGGCAUCUCCCAAAAGCCCCUCAGCCAAGGUUUGGGACAUUUUCGCCCAGCACACCAGCACGUUCCCCAUAUGCAAUACUGGGCCUUCAGCUGAAGAGGACUGAGAUCUCAGCUUCUACAGCAUUCCAGCGUUCUGGUAUACGUGCUGUACUUUCUUAUCAUGCUUGCCUCCUGUCGAAUCUCAUAGGAACAGUUUGUGCUUGGGAAUCACAGGGAAAGCCCAGAUUAGGACCAGCACAGAUCCAGAUUUACGGGAUUGAAUAACAGAGCCAUAGCCCAGAUUCUUAUCCUGUUCAACCGAGAAGAUACAUGUUGGGUCUCUUCUAAAACCUUGGUAAGAUACCAGGAGAAUCUAUACUAUUAUUUCUCACCACUGAUAUUUAUCCCUGCCAUAAUCUUCUUAAAAUACAGAUUUUUUUUGUAAUAAAAUGAUUUUUAUGGAUAUGAAAAUCGGAAUCAAUGGACAAUGUUUUUCUUUAAAUACCCGAUAAACAGAUGAACUGAUGUAUUGACAUGGACGUUCUCUGUAGUUUCGGUCUAGUGUCCAACACGAUGCAGAUUUGAAAUACAUUCUGUAUAUGUCUGGAUUGUUUUUUUAAUGGUACACGUGCAGGAGCAGGGCCUGUGGUGUGCCUGCCUGUCCCCACUGUCCCCAAAGAGGUGACGGCCGGGGUGCCUCUGAGCCAGUCGUGCUUGCCGAUGCUGCCGGGUGUCGCACGAUGGACGCCGACCCGAAAUUUAUUGACUAUCCUUGUGAUAAUCAGAUGAUUCACUUUAAAUCAAAUGACCUCACCCUGAAGAAUAGUGGCAAUCACAGAACGAGCAACCAGAUAAACAGGAAAAUAAAUCAGUACUGUGUGUAUUAAAUGAA
Messenger RNA from Brienomyrus brachyistius, 2590 nucleotides. Its product is annotated as transmembrane protein 198-like. The transcript is spliced from 5 exons. The record is from RefSeq and is a predicted model, not a curated record. Lineage: Eukaryota; Metazoa; Chordata; Actinopteri; Osteoglossiformes; Mormyridae. The coding region runs from base 672 to 1676 and encodes 334 amino acids. Gene Ontology annotation, cellular component: plasma membrane.